UGCAGAAAUUCUCUGGAGUCUGCUCUAAGAUGACCUGGAAAAUGCAAAGGAGAAAUAUGUUUGCCCAGGACAGCAAUUCAAAAUACUAAAAUCAGGACCUUUAAGGUCGUUGAUCAACUUGUCUGUGCUUUUCUGGUAAACAGGCUGCCCUGGGGAGCUCAAGAGCAGCUCCUGGGACACAGCACCUGCAACCACAGAGCAGUCAUAAAGCCAGCAGGUCACAGGGUCACAGUGCCACGUUUUCUCAGAAUUGCUGGCUGAGAAGAACUAUGGAAGAUGAGAACUACCAUGAUUCAGAGUGAAACGCUUCAUAAGAAUCACAAAAGUGCCUGCAAGCCUCUGCCCUCAGCUCCCCAGCAGCUGCAGCGCUCAGGCAGGCUGGCAGCAGAAGCCCCCCCUGCUCCAGUGGCAGCAGGGGUGGCACUCUGCAAGGCAGAGGGAAGAGCUCAGGAGCCUCCAGGGCAAUGGGUCCCCUCCAAGCACAGCCUGCUGGGCCAGGAGGGCCAACAGGGGGACACCAGGCAAUGGAAGGUGAAGAAAAGGAAAAUCCCAAAGCUCUUCCAGCACCAGGGGAGCUGCUGCAGGGAUGCAGGCAAGGCUCCCACCUCCCUGCAGGACUGCUGCAGGCUCCCCAGUCAGCAGGAGGUGGUAGAAGCCCCACCAGUGGUGAUGACAGAGGAAGCUCUGCGCUGUGCUCAGGAGUGCUGCCUCGGCCACCUGCUGCUCUCCCAGCCACCAGCCCCUCUGAUAAAUUGGUUUUAUCCUCUCUGGUUAUGGGCAAGGAGCCCUGCUCGUCGUGCCUGCACAGAGCUCCACGCCUGGGCUGCAGGAACUCGCCCUCCCCAAGGACAGCGAGAGAACAGUAACCGUACAUUUUGAUGCACCCAAAAUGAACCACAGCAGCUGCAAUAUCACAGCCCAUGAAGUAUUUUCAGUUUUCCAGCUGUGUGUUUACAUCCCAGUUUUGGUUUUGGGCAUUGUGCUGAACGUGUUGGCACUGUGGGUGUUCUGCUGCAAACUCGGCAAAUGGACAGAAACCAGAGUAUACAUGGUCAACUUGGCUGUGGCUGACUGCUUGCUGCUCUUCACCUUGCCAUUUAAAACCCUGUCCCAGUUCCAGCAGCUGAGGGCGGAUGGGUGGUGCCUGGUUCUGGAAGGUGGCUAUUUCCUAAACCGCUUUAUGAGCAUUGGGAUCAUCACCAUCAUCGCUGCCGACAGGUACCUGGCAAUCAAGUAUCCUCUGAGAGCCAAAGCACUGAGGUCGCCACUAAAGGCAGCUUUUGCCUCUGGAUUCCUUUGGACAGUCAUCAUCUGUGAGACCUCCCUCAUUAAAAGCUUUGAGGACAGAAGAGAAGAUGACUUUUGCUUUGAAAAAUCUUCUGUGACGCCCUCGGUGAUCACGCUGUGCACCAUCAUUACGGGGUUCUUCAUACCACUGCUCAUCCUGAGCUACUGCUCCCUACAAAUCAUUGCAGAGCUCAGGAGGAAGAAGGAUGAAAGCUGCCACAACGAAAAGCUGACCAGGAAAGCUGUCUACAUUGUGUCUGCAAACAUGGCUGUGUUCAUCAUCUGCUUUUUGCCUCUGUACCUCGGGCACCUGCUCCGCUUCCUCAUGGACUCGCUCAGCUCCGACUGCUCGGCCAUACAGAGCAUCAACAACUUUGUCCACUUCUCCUCCAUCCUGGCCAACACCAACUGCUGCCUGGAUGCCAUUUGUUACUACUUUGUCAACAAGGAAUUCAAGGAAGCCUCUUCCAAGCUAGCAAGGUCCAAAUCUGGGGCCAGUGAAGAAGAUGAAAUUUAACGUAAUGCAUUAAUGCAAAGCACGUACAGCACAGGUUUGAUAUUUGCUGUGUUCAACUGGGACUCACUAGCAGGAUUUCACACUUGCUUUUCAUAAGAGUGGGAUGGAAGAACAUUCUAUCAAUGGGAAACAUUCAAAUAAGUGAUUCAGCUCUGAAUGAGACAACCACAGCAGUCCAGAUCCUGAUCUAACUAUCUAGAUUGCCGCUGACAAUUCUCUGCCUUAAUGCAAAUUUGUGUAAAUUUAUAGAUUUCCCCUGCCAAAAUUCCCCUGCCUUUCAUUUUCCCACAAAGCCCAAAAGAAGCUGAGGCAGUGGUAAAGUAUUCUGUUUUGUCUCUCAUUCCCACCUUGGAUUGGUGUUUGUGCAGCUGUGACAAAAAAAUAGGUUAUUCCAAAUAUCAACAAAUUUAAAAAAAUCAGAGUGAAACCAUGCAGCAAAUAAAGGAUGGUGUUUCUAUAAGUCACAAACCUAUUAGUUUUUAUUUGCUAAUAAUGCACAAUCCAAUAACAGUCAUAUUUACUUUGCUUUAAAGAAUUUUACAGCAAUGUAACAGCUACAAAAUGGUCAUAAUUACAAUACAAAGUCAGAAAAAAUUGCAAUUGCUUGUUCUGAGGAAAAACUUUACAUCAAAAAUGUUUGAGUCAAAUGGCAUUAAAAUUA
This is a messenger RNA of Oenanthe melanoleuca, 2465 nucleotides long. It is a transcript of the gene GPR35, whose product is annotated as G protein-coupled receptor 35. NCBI's taxonomy places the organism in Eukaryota, Metazoa, Chordata, Aves, Passeriformes, Muscicapidae. The coding region runs from base 890 to 1804 and encodes 304 amino acids. Gene Ontology annotation, cellular component: membrane. The record is from RefSeq and is a predicted model, not a curated record. Gene Ontology annotation, molecular function: chemokine receptor activity. Gene Ontology annotation, biological process: positive regulation of Rho protein signal transduction; chemokine-mediated signaling pathway; phospholipase C-activating G protein-coupled receptor signaling pathway. The transcript is spliced from 2 exons.